This is a messenger RNA of Hordeum vulgare subsp. vulgare (domesticated barley), 293 nucleotides long. Its product is annotated as ATP synthase subunit 9, mitochondrial-like. Gene Ontology annotation, molecular function: proton transmembrane transporter activity. NCBI's taxonomy places the organism in Eukaryota, Viridiplantae, Streptophyta, Magnoliopsida, Poales, Poaceae. The record is from RefSeq and is a predicted model, not a curated record. Gene Ontology annotation, biological process: proton transmembrane transport; proton motive force-driven ATP synthesis. The transcript has a single exon. Bases 25 to 267 code for a protein of 80 amino acids.
AGAAAAGUAUUUUCUCGACUAGAGAUGAUAGAAGGUGCUAAAUCAAUAGGUGUCAGAGCUGCUACCAUUGCUUUAGUGGGGGCUUCUAUCAGUAUUGGAAACUUCCUCAGUUCUUUGAUUCAUUCUAUGGCGCAAAGUCCAUCUUUGGCUAAACAAUCAUUUGAUUAUGCCAUUUUGGGCUUUGCUCUCACCGAAGCUAUUGCAUUGUUUGCCCCAAUGAUGGCCUUUUUGAUCUCAUUCGUUUUCCGAUCCCAUAAAAAGUCAUGAGAUCAAAAAAGAAAUGUGAGAAUGUA